UUUGUUAAGUUUCACUUGAGGAAAAUCUCAAGCAUUAGAAAUCUACUUAAGGAAUCAGGAGUUACAUUUAUAUUACAAAAACACAAUGUUCAAAUUGCUGGUUUUAUACGCUUUCGUUGCUGUUUCCCUGGCCAAUCCUAGUAUUAUUGCUUCCUCCCCCUCGUAUGUUAGUUACAGUGCUCCCGUUGCUGCGGUGGCUUAUCAUCAACCCGCCUUAGCUACUGUGGGGGCUGUUGUCAGAACCGUACCCACAUCGGUAUCUCAUGCUAGUCAUGCUGUUGUCCAUAAAUCUUCUUCAGUUGUUCAAGAUGUAGUGGCUCCUGUUAUAAAAACUACUUACACGGCACCCGUUAGCUAUUCCACUUAUGCUGCUGCUCCCAUAAGUUAUUCUUCAUAUGUUUCUCCUUUGGCUUAUAGACAUUAGAAAAAGAGGGAAGUAUAUAGUAAAAGUUGGCUUUUUACGGCGUGCUUACAUUGUGAUGAAAAGCAAUGGGUGAAGUAUAUGAUGGUUGUCUUGUUCAACGAAUGUUUUUGUUUAGUAGACUUAUUGAAAUAUAAAUAAAAAAUUGCUUAGUAUGAAAAACAAGGAGAA
This is a messenger RNA of Lucilia sericata (common green bottle fly), 592 nucleotides long. Its product is annotated as retinin-like. The transcript has 2 exons. Lineage: Eukaryota; Metazoa; Arthropoda; Insecta; Diptera; Calliphoridae. The record is from RefSeq and is a predicted model, not a curated record. The coding region runs from base 86 to 424 and encodes 112 amino acids.